Messenger RNA from Perkinsus marinus ATCC 50983, 783 nucleotides. Its product is annotated as isovaleryl-CoA dehydrogenase, putative. Gene Ontology annotation, molecular function: flavin adenine dinucleotide binding; oxidoreductase activity, acting on the CH-CH group of donors. The transcript has a single exon. The record is from RefSeq and is a predicted model, not a curated record. Lineage: Eukaryota; Perkinsozoa; Perkinsida; Perkinsidae. Bases 7 to 783 code for a protein of 258 amino acids.
UUUAUAAUGUCAAUGAUUCAACAAGCGAAGCGUAUGGGUGUGAACACUGAGGUCUUCGGUGAUGCCUCUCCCUUUGGUGAUCCCAACUGGUACCAGUCUUACAACUCUCCCUACUACGACGACUCCCACAAACGUCUUAGAGCAUUCAUGCGCACUCUAGUCGAGGAGAAGCUCAUGCCUCACGUCCACGAGUGGGAUGAGAACCUCGAGAUUCCUCGUGAAGUCCACAAGAUGCUCGGCCAGAGCGGUAUCAACGUCCUUGCCAUGGGCCACCCUUAUCCUGUCGAGUACCAGUCCCCACCAGAUGUGCUCAAGGGAGUGCCACUUGACACCUUCCAUGAGUUGGUCCUCAGCGAUGAGCUCGCACGUGCUGGUAGCGGUGGACUGGCCUGGGGUCUGGUCGGCGGUUUGACCAUCGGCCUUCCCCCUGUGUUGAGGUUUGGCCCAAAGGCUAUGAGGGACCGCAUCGUGCCGGAGUGUCUGUCUGGUGAGAAGAUCAUCUGCCUGGCCAUCACCGAGCCGACUGCUGGCUCUGAUGUUGCCAAUAUCCGAUGCAGCGCUAAGAAGUCCUCUUGUGGGAAGUACUACAUCGUCAAUGGUGAGAAGAAGUGGAUCACCAACGGUAUUUGGGCUGACUACUUCACGGUGGCUGUCCGCACUGGAGGCCCCGGUAUGGACGGUAUCAGUCUACUACUCAUCGAGAAGACCAUGCCUGGUGUCACUACUAGAAAGGAUGAAAUGCUCACGUGUUUGGUCCUCUGGCACCACUUUCAUCUCCUUUGA